GCGGCAAGUGUUGAGCCCACCGUGAUGUAUACAAACAAACACGAAUUCGAAUCCUGAAAAAACUGAGUGAGUUGAGUUUGAUCUCCGUUUAAUAAUUAAUUAUUCUAACAAAAUGACCACCGUAAAUGACCCAGAACUCCAUGCAAAAGUGAAGAAAACGACGGAGAAAAUUUCCGAAAAUAUGCACAUUAUUGCGAAUGAGCCCAGCUUGGCGUUCUACAGGAUACAGGAACACGUCCGGAAGGUGAUUCCUUUGAUUGUGGACCGUAGGGCUGAAGUCUACCAGCUGCAGCAAGACCUGCAAGGGAAAUGCUACGAUAUGGAAUAUGCAAUUCAGGCAGUGAAGGACAUCGAAGCGGCCGAUGACUCACUGCGAAACGUCCAGGAAGCGCUGAAGAAUGCCAUUUUCCUCAAGCAGCAACUGAAAUACAUGGAAUCACGACGACCGAAGAAGGAUGCCAACAGUUCCGUGUAUAAGCGACUGUCCGCCCACAUCACCCUAGAUUUACCGGACCUUCCGGACAUUUCCGGUGUGGUGCGGGAAACGACGAACCGUGUGGAGCAUAUGAUGUCCCAGGCGAGAAGUUCCUCCUCGGGUAACGGAGUGGGACCGGCGGAGCUUCAGCGAUCCUACACGACACUGCAUUAAAAAAGCUAAUGUUGCCCCUGUUGUAGACAGAGCACGGUUUGUUUCUGUGAUUAUUGUUCAGUUUUAUUCGAUUUAUGUUGACUGACAAUGUGGAAAUAUAAUAAGGACUUUUAUUUGAUUUAUAUCGUGAAUAAAGAAAUCAUUAACUGACGAACGGAA
Aedes aegypti (yellow fever mosquito) is the source of this 808-nucleotide messenger RNA. Its product is annotated as BLOC-1-related complex subunit 8 homolog. Gene Ontology annotation, cellular component: BORC complex. The transcript has 3 exons. Bases 113 to 649 code for a protein of 178 amino acids. NCBI's taxonomy places the organism in Eukaryota, Metazoa, Arthropoda, Insecta, Diptera, Culicidae. The record is from RefSeq and is a predicted model, not a curated record.